Symbiodinium sp. CCMP2456 is the source of this 179-nucleotide messenger RNA. The record is from the annotation of a GenBank genome assembly. Lineage: Eukaryota; Dinophyceae; Suessiales; Symbiodiniaceae.
GUUUCCCAAGAAGAAGACAUACUCCUGGUGGUGCAUUCUCGGCGAUACCGAGGUCGACGAGCUGGUCUCGAUUAAGAAAGCGCUGAUGCCUACAAGGCAGAGGUUCGAAAAGCGGAUCAGCUUCCAAUUCUGCUCCCCGGCGGACGAGAUUGGGGAGACCUUCACCUUGUCGGUGCUCU